Pongo pygmaeus (Bornean orangutan) is the source of this 4293-nucleotide messenger RNA. RefSeq names its product tyrosine kinase 2 (gene TYK2). The transcript has 24 exons. The record is from RefSeq and is a predicted model, not a curated record. Gene Ontology annotation, biological process: growth hormone receptor signaling pathway via JAK-STAT; cytokine-mediated signaling pathway; protein phosphorylation. Gene Ontology annotation, cellular component: membrane; cytoskeleton; cytosol. Bases 349 to 3987 code for a protein of 1212 amino acids. Gene Ontology annotation, molecular function: ATP binding; non-membrane spanning protein tyrosine kinase activity; growth hormone receptor binding. Lineage: Eukaryota; Metazoa; Chordata; Mammalia; Primates; Hominidae.
GGUCCGGGUUCGAGCUUGUUUUCCCCCGGAAGGGUGAGUCUGGACGCGGGCGCUGAAGGGGCGCUGCCGGAGGUCCUCAGGAAGGAGGCGCGGGGACUGGCUGCGCUUGACAGGCUGCACUUGGAUGGGAGCACCUGGUGCCUCGGGACUGCUCCGAUGCCCGGGUCUGUGCUGAAUGUGUAAUAUGCGGAACUAUAUUGAAACAUUACAACCAUCUUUUGAUGGCAACACCCUGAGGACCUCCCUUUUCCAGAUGGGGAAACUGAGGCCCAGAAUUGCUAAGUGGCUUGCUUGAGUUGACACAGGGAGCUCCAGGACUCGCCCUCAGCUGAGCCACCUGCCGGGAGCAUGCCUCUGCGCCACUGGGGGACGGCCAGGGGCAGUAAGCCCGUUGGGGAUGGAGCCCAGCCCAUGGCUGCCAUGGGAGGCCUGAAGGUGCUUCUGCACUGGGCUGGUCCAGGCGGCGGGGAGCCCUGGGUCACUUUCAGUGAGUCAUUGCUGACAGCUGAGGAAGUCUGCAUCCAUAUUGCACAUAAAGUUGGUAUCACUCCUCCUUGUUUCAAUCUCUUCGCCCUCUUCGAUGCUCAGGCCCAAGUCUGGUUGCCCCCAAACCACAUCCUAGAGAUCCCCAGAGAUGCAAGCCUGAUGCUAUAUUUCCGCAUAAGGUUUUAUUUCCGGAACUGGCAUGGCAUGAAUCCUCAGGAACCGGCUGUGUACCGUUGUGGGCCCCCAGGAACCGAGGCAUCCUCAGAUCAGACAGCACAGGGGAUGCAACUCCUGGACCCAGGCUCAUUUGAGUACCUCUUUGAGCAGGGCAAGCAUGAGUUUGUGAAUGACGUGGCAUCACUGUGGGAUCUGUCGAGCGAGGAGGAGAUCCACCACUUUAAGAAUGAGAGCCUGGGCAUGGCCUUUCUGCACCUCUGUCACCUCGCUCUCCGCCAUGGCAUCUCCCUGGAGGAGGUGGCCAAGAAGACCAGCUUCAAGGACUGCAUCCCACGCUCCUUCCGUCGGCAUAUCCAGCAGCACAGUGCCCUGACCCGGCUGCGCCUUCGGAACGUCUUCCGCAGGUUCCUGCGGGACUUCCAGCCGGGCCGACUCUCCCAGCAGAUGGUCAUGGUUAAAUACCUAGCCACACUUGAGCGGCUGGCACCCCGCUUCGGCACAGAGCGUGUGCCCGUGUGCCACCUGAGGCUACUGGCCCAGGCCGAGGGGGAGCCCUGCUACAUCCGGGACAGCGGGGUGGCCCCUACAGACCCUGGCCCCGAGUCUGGUGCUGGGCCCCCAACCCACGAGGUGCUGGUGACUGGCACUGGUGGCAUCCAGUGGUGGCCAGUACAGGAGGAGGUGAACAAGGAGGAGGGUUCUAGUGGCAGCAGUGGCAACCCCCAAGCCAGCCUGUCUGGGAAGAAGGCCAAGGCUCACAAGGCAGUCGGCCAGCCGGCGGACAGGCCGCGGGAGCCACUGUGGGCCUACUUCUGUGACUUCCGGGACAUCACCCACGUGGUGCUGAAAGAGCGCUGUGUCAGCAUCCACCGGCAGGACAACAAGUGCCUGGAGCUGAGCCUGCCUUCCCGGGCUGCGGCGCUGUCCUUCGUGUCGCUGGUGGACGGCUAUUUCCGCCUGACGGCCGACUCCAACCACUACCUGUGCCACGAGGUGGCUCCCCCACGGCUGGUGAUGAGCAUCCGGGAUGGGAUCCACGGACCCCUGCUGGAGCCAUUUGUGCAGGCCAAGCUGCGGCCCGAGGACGGCCUGUACCUCAUUCACUGGAGCACCAGCCACCCCUACCGCCUGAUCCUCACAGUGGCCCAGCGUAGCCAGGCACCAGACGGCAUGCAGAGCUUGCGGCUCCGGAAGUUCCCCAUUGAGCAGCAGGACGGGGCCUUCGUGCUGGAGGGCUGGGGCCGGUCCUUCCCCAGCGUUCGGGAACUUGGGGCUGCCUUGCAGGGCUGCUUGCUGAGGGCUGGGGACGACUGCUUCUCUCUGCGUCGCUGUUGCCUGCCCCAACCAGGAGAAACCUCCAAUCUCAUCAUCAUGCGGGGGGCUCGGGCCAGCACCAGGACACUCAACCUCAGCCAGCUCAGCUUCCACCGCGUUGACCAGAAGGAGAUCACCCAGCUGUCCCACUUGGGCCAGGGCACAAGGACCAACGUGUAUGAGGGCCGCCUGCGAGUGGAGGGCAGCAGGGACCCUGAGGAGGGCAAGAUGGAUGACGAGGACCCCCUCGUGCCUGGCAGGGAGCAUGGGCAGGAGCUACGAGUGGUGCUCAAAGUGCUGGACCCUAGUCACCAUGACAUCGCCCUGGCCUUCUACGAGACAGCCAGCCUCAUGAGCCAGGUCUCCCACGCACACCUGGCCUUCGUGCAUGGCGUCUGUGUGCGCGGCCCUGAAAAUAUCAUGGUGACAGAGUAUGUGGAGCACGGACCCCUGGAUGUGUGGCUGCGGAGGGAGCGGGGCCAUGUGCCCAUGGCUUGGAAGAUGGUGGUGGCCCAGCAACUGGCCAGCGCCCUCAGCUACCUGGAGAACAAGAACCUGGUUCAUGGUAAUGUGUGUGGCCGGAACAUCCUGCUGGCCCGACUGGGGCUGGCAGAGGGCACCAGCCCCUUCAUCAAGCUGAGUGAUCCCGGCGUGGGCCUGGGCGCCCUCUCCAGGGAGGAGCGGGUGGAGAGGAUCCCCUGGAUGGCCCCCGAAUGCCUAACAGGUGGGCCCAACAGCCUAAGCACCGCCAUGGACAAGUGGGGGUUUGGCGCCACCCUCUUGGAGAUCUGCUUUGACGGAGAGGCCCCUCUGCAGAACCGCAGCCCCUCCGAGAAGGAGCAUUUCUACCAAAGGCAGCACCGGCUGCCCGAGCCCUCCUGCCCAGAGCUGGCCACACUCACCAGCCAGUGUCUGACCUAUGAGCCGACCCAGAGGCCAUCAUUCCGCACCAUCCUGCGUGACCUCACCCGGCUGCAGCCCCACACUCUUCCAGAUCUUGCUGACGUCUUGACUGUGAACCCGGACUCACCAGCCUCAGACCCUACGGUUUUCCACAAGCGCUAUUUGAAAAAGAUCCGAGAUCUGGGCGAGGGUCACUUCGGCAAGGUCAGCUUGUACUGCUACGAUCCGACCAACGACGGCACUGGCGAGAUGGUGGCGGUGAAAGCCCUCAAGGCAGACUGCGCUCCCCAGCACCGCUCCGGCUGGAAGCAGGAGAUUGACAUUCUGCGCACGCUCUAUCACGAGCACAUCGUCAAGUACAAGGGCUGCUGCGAGGACCAAGGUGGGCGGGACCCGGCGAGUCCUAGAGACUCGAGGGGGCGUGGUUAUAGCGUUGGCGUGGCCUUGUGGGCGGGGCCAGUCUGGCCUAGCCAAUUAGAGACUCUCAACCCCAGGCUGCAGUCCGCGGUUCUUGGCAGCUGGGUGAGCGUGGCUGGGCGAGCGUGGCUGGGCUGCCUCCUUCCCAUCUGGGGGGUGCUACCUGCUGGGGCCAGGAUGGACGGGAGCCACCAGCAGCUCCCUCAAGCGAGAAGUCUCUGCAGCUGGUCAUGGAGUACGUGCCCCUGGGCAGCCUCCGAGACUACCUGCCCCGGCACAGCGUCGGGCUGGCCCAGCUGCUGCUCUUCGCCCAGCAGAUCUGCGAGGUAUGCCCCAGAGUGCCUGAAGGAGUAUAAGUUCUACUAUGCGUCCGAUGUCUGGUCCUUCGGGGUGACCCUGUAUGAGCUGCUGACGCACUGUGACUCCAACCAGAGCCCCCCCACGAAAUUCCUUGAGCUCAUAGGCGUUGCUCAGGGUCAGAUGACAGUUCUGAGACUCACCGAGUUGCUGGAACGAGGGGAGAGGCUGCCACGGCCCGACAAAUGUCCCUGUGAGGUCUAUCAUUUCAUGAAGAACUGCUGGGAGACAGAGGCGUCCUUCCGCCCAACCUUCGAGAACCUCAUACCCAUCCUGAAGACAGUCCAUGAGAAGUACCAAGGCCAGGCCCCUUCAGUGUUCAGCGUGUGCUGAGGCACAAUGGCAGCCCUGCCUGGGAGGAUUGGACCAGGCAGUGGCUGCAGAGGGAGCCUCCUGCUCCCUGCCCCAGGAUGAAACCAAGAGGGGGAUGUCAGCCUCACCCACACUGUGUGCCUUACUCCUGUCUGGAGACCCCACCUCUGUGAACUUACUUUUCUUCCAUGACCUUGAGCCUAACCAUGAUCUUGAGGGACCCAACAUUUGUAGGGGCACUAAUCCGGCCCUUAAAUCCCCCAGCUUUCAAACUUGAGACCCACCAUCUCCACCAUCUGGUAAUAAAUUCCUGUUUUCUCUGCUGGA